AUGAGCCAACUUCAAAACAUUGCCUUAAACACUGAACAACAAUUCACCAAUAAACAUAACAUCAAUAAUCAUACCAACCAAUCACAAGAUAUUAGAAUCAUGCCUAAAAUGUAUGGUUUAUCAAACCCAUCAACAUCAAUCUUAAGUGAUGAAGAAACUAUUAUUGAAUCAGAUGAAGAACCAACAAUUCUUAAUAAUUCUUUAAUUGAACAUAAACCAAUCCCAAAGAUUUUACCAGAUGAUACAACAAAAUAUUCUGAGUCAUCAACCGAAGAUUUAUUUAAUCAACAAUUUCAAGCAUUAUCAAAAAUCAGAGCUAAAUUACCAAAACUAAAUUUAAGAUUAGUUAGACAACCUAGAUAUCAAUAUUAUAGACCAAAAUUAUAUUAUAAUAUUUGGGAUCAAUAUAUUGAACAUCAUGAAGAUUAUUAUGAUGAAGAAUUAGGUUGUAUUGUUUUUGUUAUACCUGAUCGAAUUUUUGAAAGUGGGUUUGGUAGAAUUAGUUAUAUUAAUUUAGCUGAUGAUUGA
Messenger RNA from Hansenula ciferrii, 528 nucleotides. RefSeq lists its product as uncharacterized. Bases 1 to 528 code for a protein of 175 amino acids. Lineage: Eukaryota; Fungi; Ascomycota; Saccharomycetes; Phaffomycetales; Wickerhamomycetaceae. The record is from RefSeq and is a predicted model, not a curated record. The transcript has a single exon.